Messenger RNA from Macrosiphum euphorbiae (potato aphid), 807 nucleotides. Lineage: Eukaryota; Metazoa; Arthropoda; Insecta; Hemiptera; Aphididae. The record is from the annotation of a GenBank genome assembly.
AUGUCCGUAAACAUGACCGAAGAAGUCCAGAGCGACGAGAUGUUCAAGAAACUCGACGCGUUGAAAGAUAUCAGAGACAAAACUGAAAAAUUGGAAACUCUAAAAAUGAACAUUUUGAAAGAAAUUGAAGCAAGUGAUCAAGAAGAUAAAUGUCUUAUUGAGUAUCGCAAAGAAUUGGAACUGCUACUACAAGAAAAAAUGGCACAUGUAGAAGAACUUAGACAGAUACAUGCUGAUAUAAAUGCGAUGGAAAGUGUAAUAAAAAAAGCUGAAGAAUCUAGAAAUCGUUCUAUGGAACGUGCUAAACAAGUCCACGAUGAAUAUAAACCUCUUAAAACAGACAUUGACCUUAUGCGUAGAGAUUUACUUGGUCUUGAACGGUUACCAGAACUUCACGAAGAAGAAAGUGAUCUUGUGCGACCAGAUUUAUUUGUCCAAACCUAUUUUGAGAAACAAAUCAAACCCGCUGUGUCAACACCCCCAAAUUCAGAUUGGCAUAAUGGCGAUAGUGUGCAGAACUUAACUCAAGCACAUCAGCAUGCUCAAGCAGCUGUAGCAGCUUUUCUUGGAUCUCAAGCAGCUCCACUUCAACAACUUGCCACAAGUAGCAAAAUGGUUAAUGGUGGACCUGUAGAUACUAGACCAAUACCUCCAAUUCCUGGACCACCAGCAUUCAGACAACAACCACCACCAAUGAAAUCAUGCUUAUCGUGCCAUCAACAAAUUCAUCGUAAUGCUCCAAUUUGUCCAUUAUGUAAAGCCAAAUCCAGGAGUCGUAAUCCGAAAAAACCAAAGAAAAAAGAUUAA